Messenger RNA from Planococcus citri (citrus mealybug), 2012 nucleotides. RefSeq names its product phosphoglucomutase 3-like protein nst (gene nst). Gene Ontology annotation, biological process: UDP-N-acetylglucosamine biosynthetic process; carbohydrate metabolic process. Bases 224 to 1843 code for a protein of 539 amino acids. The record is from RefSeq and is a predicted model, not a curated record. Gene Ontology annotation, molecular function: phosphoacetylglucosamine mutase activity. The transcript is spliced from 10 exons. NCBI's taxonomy places the organism in Eukaryota, Metazoa, Arthropoda, Insecta, Hemiptera, Pseudococcidae.
GAUAAGUUUUAUCAACAUUCCAUGUCAGAACACGAUCAUGAGCGGUGGAAGUGGAAUUUUACGAAGUACAAAUUCUUAUGUAACUCACUAAUUUGCUUUUAAAUAUUCCAAGCCACGUGUGAACAACUGGAACCUAACCGCUGAGAUUCUCCUACAAAGUGAUAGUUAUUUAGUGAAAGUCAAUACUCAGUCAUACUUAGUUUGUCUUUUUCGUUUAUGAAAUAUGGAUUUUUCCAAAGUACUUGCUGGCUAUGAGAAGUACCCUUACCCCUCAAAAGAGCUACAAUACGGCACUUCUGGGUUUAGAGAUAAAGCAUCAGUUUUGGAACAUGUAGCUUUCAGAGUCGGUGUUUUGGCCGGAAUACGUUCUAAAUACACUAAAAAAGUGAUCGGUUUCAUGGUGACAGCAUCUCAUAACGCUGCUGUUGAUAAUGGUAUAAAACUUAUUGACCCAGAUGGUGACAUGCUGGAAGUGACUUGGGAACCAAUUGCUACUCGUGUUGUCAACAGUGCCACUGAUAAAAUCUCAGACAUCGUUAACGAUGUCAUUUCAUCGUAUAAAAUAGAUACGUCUUUUGAAGGAGAAGUGAUCAUCGGCUGGGACACCAGACCUAGCAGCAUCAAUUUAGUGAAUAUAGCUUGCGAAGGAAUAGCCAGCGUUAACUCAAAACCAGUGAAAAUUGCUCUUUGCACUACUCCAAUUUUGCAUUAUUUAGUAAGAUGUAGAAACGAUUCGUCAUAUGGAGUUCCGAGUGUGGAUGGAUAUUACGAUAAACUUAUCGUAGCUUUUGAAACAUUUUGGAAAGAUGUGAGCAAUACGAAUGGCAAUUACUCUCCAUAUGUUGUCUUCGAUGGAGCGAACGGAGUUGGAUCAAUCGCGAUGAAAAAUGCAGAGACACGUAUUCGAGAUAAACUACGAGUAAACUUAUAUAACGAUUCUAUCAAUGAUCAUGAAAAACUGAACGUAAAUUGUGGAGCUGAUCAUAUUAAACAGGCUCAACAAUAUCCUGAUGGGUUACCUGAAGAACUUAACGUACGAUGUGUUAGUUUCGAUGGAGAUGCUGAUCGUAUUAUGUAUUAUUACUUGGAUGAUUCGAAAAAAUUCAAUAUUGUUGAUGGAGAUAAAAUGGCUGUUUUGUUUGCCACGUUUUUAAAAGAAAUUAUCGCCGAAACGAAAUUAAAUUCUACGUUUGGAAUCGUACAAACAGCGUAUGCCAAUGGCAGUUCAACUCGAUACAUUAAAGAUAAAUUGAACAUCGAUGCCGCUUUUACUAAAACUGGAGUGAAACAUUUGCAUCAAAAAGCGAUCGAAUAUGACAUCGGAAUAUAUUUCGAAUCGAACGGUCAUGGUACAGUACUCUUCAGCAAUAAAUUGAAAAAUGAAAUCGCAAAUGCCUUAAAAAUAGCCAGUGGCGAACAAUUGAGAGCUUUAAAUGAGCUUUGCACAUUCAUCAAUAUGAUCAACGAAACCGUGGGUGAUGCUUUAUCGGAUAUGUUAGCUAUUGAAACUAUUUUACAUGUGAAGGGAUGGAGUAUACAAGAUUGGAAUAAGUUAUAUGAUCCCGUGCCUUAUAAGAUGGCUAAAGUUACCGUUAAAGAUCGUUCUACUAUUACCACUACAGACGCUGAACGAAAAGCUGUCACACCUGCCGGAUUACAAAAAGGAAUUGAUGAUUUGUUGACUCGAUUUCCUUCAUCUCGAGCAUUCGUCAGACCUUCUGGAACCGAGGAUAUUGUCCGUGUUUACUCCGAAGCUGCUACUCAAAAAGAAGCUGAUGAAUUGGCUAUGGAAGUUAUGCGACUUGUGUAUGAUUUAGCUGGAGGAGUCGGUGAUAGACCGUGAUGCGUCAAUAUGCUGGUUUAUCUUUAUUUAUGAGCUUUUGUUACCUUUAUUACGUUUUUAUACAUCAUUUUAUACAUAUUUUGCCUUUUGCUGGUUAUUGUUUUGUUGAAUUUUAUAUCAUUUUUUAUCAUAUAUCAUACCUAUCGUUGAAUAAUAUCCUGGGCUCGAA